Messenger RNA from Neospora caninum, 828 nucleotides. RefSeq lists its product as hypothetical. Lineage: Eukaryota; Apicomplexa; Conoidasida; Eucoccidiorida; Sarcocystidae. The record is from RefSeq and is a predicted model, not a curated record. The coding region runs from base 1 to 828 and encodes 275 amino acids. The transcript is spliced from 4 exons.
AUGGGAUUGGCGCGUACCAUGCUAACGGCGCUGGUGCUCAGCGUCUGGGUGAUGAUUCACGCCGUCUUCAUCGCCAACGCCCCUGCCGAGCAAGGCGCUGAGGAGCGCAUGCUCCCGCUUCGUAUCCCCUCGGUCUUUCGGAUGGCCUGGUUCCGCACGCUGGUCGAGACCCACAUGGACACAGAGAGGCUGAAGAUCGCCGAGCCGCCGCAGCCGCAUGCUUCCUUUUGGUCUUCUCUGACGAAGAAAGGAGGGAAGCUCAGUUCUCCUCGCGGAGUCUACGGCGGCUCGACCUACGGCUCUCGAGACGAAGAAGAGAAGCCGUGGCUACGCCUCCUCUCGUGGCUCAUCACGGCGAUGACCAUGGCGGAGUUCGCGACCUUCCUAUACUUUCUUUGGGCGACAAUUUGGAGAACGGUUCUAAGACCCGUGAUCUUUGUCUUCUUCCUUCUCGCCCUUUUGCUCCUUCUCUUCUACUGUGUGAAAGGCUACUACUUUGUCGUCGCACCCGCGUUCUUCGACGGUCCAGAUCCGGCGGUGUUGCCUUACCUUGCCGCGGUCGACGCGUUCCUUCACAAGACGGCGCUUUCUCUCUGGGCGUGGCACGAGACCGGCUUUCAGCUGGUCGACCGCCUCCUCGCAGUGCUGGUCUCCCCCACGUCGGUGCUGGAGGAGCAGAGCAUGCAGGCAAAACUCGACAAAGGCGCUGGCCUCGACGCGGGUCUUGCAGGGUUUAUCCAAACUGCGAAACGCACCCUCUACGCACUCCUCGCAGGGGGCGAGCGGCUCUCGACGCACGGCCCGCACACAGGACAAACAGAGCUGUAA